Molecule: messenger RNA, 702 nt
Organism: Radiomyces spectabilis
Lineage: Eukaryota; Fungi; Mucoromycota; Mucoromycetes; Mucorales; Radiomycetaceae
Exons: 7
Coding region: 1-657 (218 amino acids)
Source: RefSeq, a predicted model, not a curated record
AUGCUCCCCAGAGCCGCGUGGGAACGUGACCUGCGGUACACAUUUAACACCAUUUUCAAACCAUCCACUAGAGGAUAUAACUAUCCCCAAUGGUCAUCUGUGUUCCUCUCCCUUGCCGAUCCAUACGCUUCCAGCGCCCAUAAAAAUGCAAUGGAACAUUUAAAGAAUCAUCCACGCUUCUUGUUGCGGAUUUGGGAGGGCUUUUUUAGAAAUUACAGCAAGCGAAAUGACGUUACACUUUCAGCAAGUGCAAAAACGCUCGGCAAAAAGACUGUUCACAAGUUGGUUUCGCUCGAGCCUUUCGUUGUCAAUGAUUGGAGUGAUGUCCCUGGCGACGUCCAAGAAAUUCGACGCUUUUACCAGGAAAACCUGCAUAAGCGCAAUCAAGAAUUUGCUGGCUUGAACGCCGAUGCGAUCGACGAGAAAAUUGGAACCACAUUGACGGCAAAUCUAGUCCGUUAUUCCGCUUGGCUUCUUCAAAAAGCACACGAUUUUGAAGCAAAACAAUGGACUCUUCUUCCAAUUGCAUUACAUCAAGUUGCGUAUGUUCGAAUCGUGGGCCAGGGUUUUUUCCAUUUCUUGAAUGAAGCCUGGAUGGCAGGCCACGACGUACCUCCCAUGUUAAAGCAAUUUGAAACGUGGACGCUUCGACAUUGAACCAAAGGAGUAUUUCAUCGCCAGGACCAUUCUCGAAAAAUCGUA